AUGUCUUCCACCCAUUUCCACGUGCCCGGAGACGUUACUAUUAUUGGUGCCGAGGGGGGUGGUGUCCCAAAAGAACUGUACGAGCCGAUUUGGGAUGACAUUCUGGACCAGGCCUCCGCUCAUGGAUUCAGAAUUCGCUCGAUAUGGAUGGCAGAUAUGGCUUGGCAAGGCGAGAGUGGACUUGUCAACAAGGGAAAACUAGGCAACGACCCUUCGUGGGCCGAUGCCGAACGCGACAUCUACCAGAUGAUCAAUCAUUUCCGCCUACCGGCGCCCAUGGUGGGCAUUGGUCAUUCCUUGGGCGCCGCCGUGCUGGCCGGGGUUUCUCUCCUGCACCCGCGCCUGUUUCAAAGCGUUUUGAUCCUGGAGCCCAUCGUGGGCGUUUGGGAUUGCGAAGCCAACGGCACGGCCGUGAUGCUGUAUUCGGCCACUCGGCAUGACCACUUUCCGUCCCGGGACGCGGCAAGAGCCUUCUUUUCCAAACAUCCCUUUUACGAGACUUGGGAUCCCCGCAUCUUUGAACGCUGGCUGCACUACGGCCUGCAAGACGAUCCCGACGCGAAGCCCGGCAGCGGCGCCGUCAGCCUGGUGACCCCCAGAGACCAAGAGGUCUUUUCCUUUUUGCGCCCCAUCGCGCAGCGCCUGUCCAAAGACGGCAGCGCACUCGAGCUGGACGAAUCGCGGAUACAGGACUUCCCUUUCAAGGAACGACGACCCGACGAAGACUACUUUUACCAGCCUGCGGCGGCCCGCAUCUACCACAUGCUGCAGCACGUCAGACCGAGCGUGUUUUACGUCUUUGGCGGCGCCAGUCCCGCAAACCCGCCCCCGGCAAUCGAAGAUCUGCUUGCCAGGACCGGGUCCGGAUUGGGAGGCAGCGGCGGGGUUGCAGCUGGCAGAGUCGGCCACCACGUGGUUCAAUGCUUUGGGCAUUUGAUGCCCAUGGAAAGGCCCAAAGAAUGUGCCCAACACUGUGCCGCCUGGAUCGGCUCCGAGAUGAGUCGCUGGAAGAAGGAGGAGCAGGCAGAGCUUCAGGUGUGGUGGAGCAAGCCCUAUGCGGAAAAAUGUGUCCUCACCGACCAGGUCAUGACCUGGUUGUCCGAGGGCCGGCCAUCAAAGUUGUGA
This is a messenger RNA of Pyricularia oryzae 70-15, 1125 nucleotides long. RefSeq lists its product as uncharacterized. NCBI's taxonomy places the organism in Eukaryota, Fungi, Ascomycota, Sordariomycetes, Magnaporthales, Pyriculariaceae. The record is from RefSeq and is a predicted model, not a curated record. Bases 1 to 1125 code for a protein of 374 amino acids. The transcript is spliced from 4 exons.